AUGCGUCACCACGAGAGAAGCAACACGGGGGAUCGAGCUGCUACUGGUGUUAGUGCUAAUGAAGAUACCACUCAAGAGGCCAAAGACCGCAAGGACUUGCGCCAUACUUUUCAAGUGGAGUCUCAUUGGAUGCCAUCAUCCAUGGAUAUGAGAUCUAGUGGCCGGGUUGACCAUCGAACGAGAUCGAAUCCACUUGUUCGACCGUAG
Messenger RNA from Peronospora matthiolae, 207 nucleotides. The record is from the annotation of a GenBank genome assembly. NCBI's taxonomy places the organism in Eukaryota, Oomycota, Peronosporomycetes, Peronosporales, Peronosporaceae.